Messenger RNA from Ceratina calcarata, 3387 nucleotides. It is a transcript of the gene sud1, whose product is annotated as Prolyl 3-hydroxylase sud1. Gene Ontology annotation, biological process: regulation of translational termination; peptidyl-proline hydroxylation. Gene Ontology annotation, molecular function: iron ion binding; L-ascorbic acid binding; peptidyl-proline dioxygenase activity. NCBI's taxonomy places the organism in Eukaryota, Metazoa, Arthropoda, Insecta, Hymenoptera, Apidae. Gene Ontology annotation, cellular component: cytoplasm. The coding region runs from base 1398 to 3239 and encodes 613 amino acids. The record is from RefSeq and is a predicted model, not a curated record. The transcript has 2 exons.
UGACGAUAUCACACUUUGUAGAAUUUAAACGGUCAGGGUGUGCCCCGAAUUUCCAUGCGACCAACGGCAUCCGUCAAACGUGAACUACUGCCGCCAUCUUGAUACGAAUCUACGCUUACGACGACGCUCGCCGGUAAGUCGCGGAACUAACAGUACGAGUUGCGCGUUGAAUUCGAAUUUUUUGUACAAAAUAUUAUAUCCCUCAAAAGAUGGUUUGAAUCUUAUUACUGUCUCCGUUAUGUGAUAGUUUACAUCAAUCAACAUAAAAGUUUAUGGAAUAAUUUCGAAAAUACGAAAUUUAAUACCCCUGAAAAUGCUUAUUGAAUAUUUUAAACUAAAAAGAAUGUACGCUCUAUUUCAGACUGUAUCUAACUAUCCAAAUUAUAAUUAAAAACUGUCUUUAAAGAGUCACUAAGGACAACACAGUCUAAAUGAUAAUACUUUUUUCAUUAAAGAUAAAGUUAUAAUAUUAACGUUGUCACUUUUUUUUCAAUGUUUCAUCGUACACAUCGAAUAGGUUACGACAUUGAUUUGAUCUUCACAAUUCUUUCUGAAAUUUUAUUGUGCGUAUAAUGUCAUUUAAUCAAUAAAAUCAUAUUAAAACAAAGACGAAAACCACAUGUAGAAGUUUUAAGUGAUUGUAAAAUAUAAGAAUUCUGUGUUCCAAGACAUUAUAUAAUGUGAAAUAAGGUUAAGUGCACACUAUCUGCGAUAUGGGAACUGUAAAUGAACGGGGUUCGCGAAUAAUUCGCGACGUCCCUGGCUUCGAUCGAAUCAACGUUUUCGCCAGUGGUAGUAGCAGUUAGCAGUUCUUGGGCAGACAGAAUGCAACUGCGUGGUGAUACGGAAGGACAGACCUAAUUCGCUAAAAUUGGAAUCGUGUGCAAUAUCUGAACACGUGUGGGUCGAACGACCACGUGGUCCGCAUGUAUCGAAAAGCAAGUGCCGCAUACUCCGGUGAGUGCAUUUAGAUAAACUGCGAUGUUACUUUUAUCUUCGCUACACCUGUAUGAAUAAUGACACGUCAGUUACCUACAUAAAAAAUCAUUAAAGGCAUUGUCAACUGUCUGAUACGCCGAUAAUUAGCUCUAAAAACGAUAACCUACGAGAAUGGUAUUUUCGAACAGAUAAUAGGCAAACGUAUCUAGAUUUUUUUUUAAUCAAAAGCUCAAUAUUCAGGGAAGCUAAAUGCACUUAUUAAAAUAUGUACUACUACAUAUCUCUGUACUAGAUAACAAAAACAUGUGAUAUAGUCUUAUCAAUUUAUAAAAGUAUUUUGUAAGUAAAUUAACUGGAUAAAUGUACUAUUGAUGCAGAGAUAAGGGCACAAAGACUGAUAGAAUAAGAAUAUAUAAGUAACAGUUUAUACUGGUCACCUUAAAAGAAUAUAGAAAGUAAUGGCUGAAGAAGAACCGCAAGAAAAGAAAUUUAAACAUUCUGUCAUCUCUGAUUUUAUACUAUCAGCAGAGUUUCAACAAAUAUUUCGUGAACACUGGCACAAUUUUACUGAUAUAAAGACAGAUGAUCUUGAAAUUAUAUCGAAACCAUUUAGAGUGUGUAGAAUUUCAAAUUUUAUCAGUAGCGAAGAAGUAAUGGAAGAAAUAAAAAAUGAUUUACUCGAUAUUAGAACUAGACGAAAUUCCAUAGAUCUUUAUCAGUUCGAACAGACCGAUGAUUUCGCCAGCUUUGACGCAGAAAAUAUAAAGCUACUGUAUGAUGCCUUUCAAACGGAUUUUGCAACAUGGUUAGAGGAAAAUACCAAAAUAGAGUUAAACAAAAUGAUAGACAUGUCAAGCUCUUCCUACUAUGAUACAGAUUUUUUACUUUGUCACGAUGACAACCUGGGUGACCGUAGAAUUGCUUACGUAUUGUAUAUUUCGAAGCAGUGGACUGAAGAAGAUGGAGGUACGUUAGAUUUGUUCGACACAGAUGAAGAUGGUCUGCCAAGAGAUGUUGUAAAGUCAUUGGUACCGGAGUACAAUUCCAUUGUAUUCUUCGAAGUUGUGGACAAUUCUUACCAUCAGGUAGCCGAAAUUAUUUCGCCCGAUAAAUCACGCUGGUCCAUUAAUGGUUGGUUUCAUGGACCAAAACAAAGCACCAAGCAACCAAGACCAGAGAUGGAACCUGACUGCAUCCCAUCACUAGAUCAAACGGUAAACUUGGACGAGUGGGUGACAGAAUGCUACUUAUUUAGCAAGGUAAAAGAGGAUAUCCAUAUGGAUAUGGAGAAAGACUCAUACACGCACUUAUCCAGUUUUUUGAAAGAUGAAAUUUACGAGAAGCUUGCGACAGAUUUGAUGUCAGAGACAAUCGUUUGGAAAAAGGUAGGACCAGCGGAUAUUCGUAAGUACGAAGUGGCGGACGAAGAUACAUUGCCGGACUUACUGAAGCAGUUAUGCACUAUGUUCAAAUCAAUUACGAUGUUUAAAUUAUUAAAAGAAUACACGGAGUUGGAUUUGGUAGCGGAGAAAGAAAAUAUGAAUCCGAGGAUGUUUUUGGAACUUCAGAGGUGGUCGGGCGGUUGCUAUACUUUGAUACACGACAAACCGAUUUUGAGUGAUUACAACGAAGACCCGAAAUCUCUUGCUAGCGAAAGUGAUGAAAGUGAAGCGCUCGAUGAAACGGAAGGAGAUGGGUUACAAUUAUUGAACAAGAGUACCAGGGAAGAUCAGGAAAAAUCGAAUAGCAAUAACAGAAGUUCAUCAUCAGAUUGCGGCACGCCAGUAAGCAUUAGAGACGAAACAGACGACAUCGAGGAUGAGAUAAUGAGGAAAAUACUGAAGUCGAAAUCUCCUCGUACGAGGAGGAAGUAUUUAGUGCAUCAUGCAGCUAUGUUAAAAAUGGGCGAUCGUUCACCACGGAAGCCUAGAAUUCUAGAUACGGAUGAAUCUGACGUGUCUGAUAUUGGAGAUUAUUUAUCUGAUCCUUUGGAGUGUUCGUUGGAACGUUCCGAUGAGGAAGAAGUCGUAAAACCGGAAGAAGUUGUACCAACUAAAACACAACCUACGGGAUCUCUUGACCUAAUACUUCAAUUUCACGCGAACAAUGCACCUCAAGAUGAAAGUACUAUAUGUUACUUGGACCCUAUGACAAGCGACGCCACACUGAUGAACAUACCACCAAAAGACAACCAUCUUUCUAUCGUUUACAAGGUCGGUAACACCUGCCGUAUUCACAGAUACGUGAAUCAUUAUCAUCCAGAUUAUUUUUAUAAUCUGAUUUGUACAUACUAUGAAUAAUAAUUAACCAUAGCGCUCGUGUCGCUUCGCAAGUCCCGUGAACGAGCUGACGAUUGUAUAAUGAAUUGCGAACAAAGAUUUCUCGCUCUUGACAUGUAUCAUAGUAUUCGUAUUAAUAAAAUUAUCAGUAUUUAUCGUCGAGCAAUAA